AUGUUAAACGAUUCAACAUUGUCGACCAUUCUAUCUCGUAUUGAACAUUUAUUCGACGGUCAAUCAUCAACAACAUCAUCAUCAUCAUCAUCAUCGUCACAUAAACAAUCGCAAAGGAAUACUGAAAAUUUAUUUCCUAUUUCAACAUCAAAUGAUUAUCUUCCUGAUCUUUCUCUAAACGAUAGUAUUGUUGAUGAUCUAGAUCGUUAUUUAAGAACUGGCGAUGAACUUUCUAAUGCUAGUCAAACAUCUUCACCAUCUAUUCCAUUGACACAACAAACAUCAUGUCAAUUUAAAUUUAUAUUAAAUGCUCUAACCGCAUCAUCAGCGCGAAUCAAUGAAGAAACAACUACAUAUUUAAAUCAAGGUCAACCAUAUGAAAUCAGAUUUCGUGCUAAUAAUAUAUCAUCGUCAGAAAAAUUUUCUCCUACUAUUUAUCGUUCUAUUCUACGUUUAUGUUUUUGGGAUAAAACAUUUCAAAAUCAAGAACGUGAAUUAAUGCAAAAAUGGUUGAAUGAAUAUCAAUCGACAUCAUUAUUUGAUGUUGACAUGAAUUUAACUUAUGGAAUUUUAUCAAUUAUAAGUGCAAGACAAAUACCAAAUGCUAUUGAAAUUGUUUGGGAUCCAUCUACUACAACAUCAUUGUUUAUUCGUUUUAAAUGUACAUCAACAGAUUUUGCAAAUAAACGACACGGCGGAGAAAAGGGUAUACCAUUACGUAUACAAAUAGACACAUACCAUGAAAAUGAUGUUGAUGAUUUAAAACAUUUAUAUUCAUGUUGUUGUAAAAUUCAAUUGUUUCGUUUAAAAGGUGCACAACGAAAGAAUAAAGCAGAUAAAAUAAGAAUUGAAAAAUUAAAUCUUGAUCAACGUCGACAAUAUCAAACAACACUCGAAUAUACUAUAUUGCAAUCAUGUAUUAUUUCACCACUUUAUACACUUAAUCUUCUUAGUCUAUCGCAUUUACCUGAUGAUUUAUCAAAUGUCUAUACGCAAUCUUCAAUGACAACAGAAAAUAUAACAGUCGAAGAAACAGAUUUUGGUAAUAUAGAAGAAAAACGACACAACUCCAUAGGAUAUUUAUCGUCGUCUUUGCCAAAUUUAAAACAAACAUAUUUUGAUUCGCGAACUAAUGAAAAUCAAAUAGCAACUAAAAUAACUGUGCAAUCAUCAAGCGAAGAAGUUUCACAUUGGUUAAAUGAUAAUCAUUUUGUUGCGGUUGUAAAUCGAUUUCAAAACUAUAGAGGUAUAGAUCUGUUACGAUUGACUGCAGACGAUAUUCGUCGAAUAUGUAACGACGAUGAUUCUAUUAGUAUACGCCUUUAUAAUCAAUUAAAUGAAACUAUUGUAGCACCAUUAAAAACACUUUAUGUUAAAGUAAACAAUACUGAUCUAUAUUCGGCUAUUUAUUUGCAUACAUUAACUCGAGAUGAAUUCGAAAAGAAAUUAUUCAAAUUAAUUCAUCCAAAUCAACCAGAAACCUAUAAUUUAGUCCUUGAAUUAAAUAAAAUUAAAAUUAAAAUAGACACGGAUGAUGUUGUUAAAUAUUCGUUACCAGAUAACGGUCAAUUCGAUUUAAAAAAAUAUUCUUGUGAAAUUAUUCUUCAUUUGAUAAAUAAUUCUGCAUAG
This is a messenger RNA of Rotaria socialis, 1629 nucleotides long. Lineage: Eukaryota; Metazoa; Rotifera; Eurotatoria; Philodinida; Philodinidae. The record is from the annotation of a GenBank genome assembly.